Sander lucioperca (pikeperch) is the source of this 1066-nucleotide messenger RNA. RefSeq names its product galactose-specific lectin nattectin-like. Gene Ontology annotation, molecular function: signaling receptor activity. The record is from RefSeq and is a predicted model, not a curated record. Lineage: Eukaryota; Metazoa; Chordata; Actinopteri; Perciformes; Percidae. The transcript is spliced from 9 exons. Bases 174 to 716 code for a protein of 180 amino acids.
UGUCAUGUUGGACACUGGACUGUCAAUCAUGACUAAGACCACUCCCCUUUCUAAGGUAUAUAAGGACCUGUGACUCUCUUUUCCCUCCAAACCAAACCAGGCAGAACAAAGAGUAUUAAUUGACAGUCAUCAGCUUGUUCUUCUCUGUGUCAGCCAAUCACCACCUCAGCAAAAUGACGUCAGUCUUUCCGUUGGCUGUGUUGCUCUGUUUGUCCAGCGGACUGUUGGCUGCAUAUGAUGCACCUUCCUGCCCUACUGGUUGGACUCAGUUUGGCUCUCGCUGUUUCAGUUUCAACAUCGGACCAAAGAGUUGGCCCGAUGCAGAGACCUUCUGCCAGACUGCUGGUGGGCAUCUGGCUUCCAUCCACUCAAAUGAGGAACAUAUAUUUAUCAGGAACUACAUUAAGGGAGUGUCCGGUUCAUACAGGCAUUCCUGGAUCGGAGGCACUGACGCAGUGCAGGAGGGUACGUGGUUGUGGUCUGAUGGAUCCAAAAUGACCUACAAAAGCUGGAAUGCGGGGGAGCCUAACAACGCUGGUGGAGCGGAGAACUGUCUUGAAAUGAACUGGGGUGGAGAAAACUGGAACGAUGGGGCUUGUACCAACCAGCUUCCUUUCGUGUGCUCCAAGAACCUAAAACUGGAAAGACGCACGUUGUACCUACCAGGCUUCUUUCGUGUGCUUCAAGAACACUUUCUUCAAUGUGGGGCAGCCUGACAAUGCCGGUGGAGCGGAGAACUGUCUUGAGAUUAACUUUGAAGCAAACUGGAACGACUGGGCUUGUACCAACCAGGCUUCUUUAGUGUGCUCCAAGAACCUGUGUGUGUAACUCUAACCCACCAUCAUGAUGCCUCUACAGCUCAUCUAUAAUCUCUAUCAUUGAUUCUCUUUCAGUUUGUACAGCAGACAGAAACAGCUCUCUGCUGACAGAUGACUCACUUUCACUUGUUUAUUAUUUGAAGAGUUAGGGAACAGUUCACAUUUGGGUUUAAAAUUAGACAGAAACUGGCUCACUGAGCUGGACAAAAACAAAUCAGUAAUUGGACUUUUAAUCUACAGUAAAUAAC